Messenger RNA from Capsella rubella, 2181 nucleotides. Its product is annotated as dentin sialophosphoprotein. The record is from RefSeq and is a predicted model, not a curated record. The transcript is spliced from 2 exons. The coding region runs from base 281 to 2026 and encodes 581 amino acids. Lineage: Eukaryota; Viridiplantae; Streptophyta; Magnoliopsida; Brassicales; Brassicaceae.
UUGUUUAAUAUUUGGGUCUGCGUAAUUUGAUUGUGAUUAAAGGGAUGCACGAAUUUUUUUAAGUGGCAAAAUUUAAUGUUUACGGGAACUCUUCUUCUUCUUCCUCAGAUCCAAAGAACUUGACUCUUCUGUGUUCACACUCUCUUUUUCUUCUCUUUGAAUCUUUUGUUUUCCCAAUUCAUCGCUAAGAAACUGAAUCACAAGUUUGUAUUUUUCCUUUUUAGCUCCUUCAACUUUCCCAGGUUUGUGUGUUAGAAGUAACCAAGUUAGAAGAUCAAGAAUGGGGGGAACGCCAAGAAGAGGGCAGAGAUCAAAGGGUAUAAAGGUGAAGCAUUGCAUUCAGUUGACUCUGUUGCUUAGUGUGGGAAUAUGGCUGCUUUAUCAAAUGAGGCAUUCACAUGAGAAGAAAGCUGAGUUUAGAGAGGGUUCUAAGGUUCUUGUUGAUGGUAACAAUGUUGUUAAGCUUGGUAGGAAAGAUCUUAACCCGAGGGUUGAUGAGAGGACCAAUGUGAAGGAAGAAGUGGAUGAUGAAGAAGGGAGCAAGAAUGAGGAAGAGAGUUUUAAUGGUACUGAUAAGGAGAAUGUUGAUGAGAUUGUGGAGAGGGAGGAGGAACGAGGUGAGGAGACAACGGUACAAGGAAGUAACAGCGACAAGGAAACCGAAGGUACAGGGAAUGAAGAGGGGAAUGAGGAUUCAAACAAUGGAGAAAGUGAGAAGGUCGUUGAUGAGAGUGAAGAAGCUAGAGAGAAGAAUUAUAAGGGAGAUGAUGCGUCGAGUGAGGUAGUUCAUGGGACGAUUGAGGACAAGAGCAGUGAAAAGGUUGGAGUUGAGGAAGAGAGUAAGUCGAACACUACUGAGAGUGUCAGUUUCCAUGAAGAUGAGUCAGGUCCAAAGAUUGGUGAUUUGGAGGGUUCUGUUAUUAAACAAGUUUCUUCCAACACAACAGAGAAUGGGGAGAUUGGUAGUGAUGAUGGUGAGCAACAAGAAACAAAGGGUGAGACUGAUUCAAAGACUGGUGAGAAGUCAGAAGGUGAGAAGGGGUUUUCUGACUCCAAUGGUCAGUUGCCUGAUGAGACUACCCAGUCAACUUCCAAUGCAACUGAGACUACAGAAUCUUCGGGGAGUGAUGAGUCGAGUGGGAAAUCCACUGGUUAUCAACAAACGAAAAACGAAGAAGAUGAGAAGGAAAAGGUAGAAUCUUCUGAACACUCAUCUGUCGAGGAAAGCAAAAUCAAAGAAUCCGAGAAGAAGGAGAAACAAGAGUCAUCGUCCCAAGAGGAAAGUAAAGAGAAAGAACCCGAGAAACCGGAGAAGGAAGAGUCUUCUUCUCAAGAGGAAAGUAAAGAGGAACAACCUGAGAAAAAGGAGAAACAAGAGUCUUCAUCUCAACAAGAGAAUGAAAUCAAAGAAACUGAGAAAAAGGAGGAGUCUUCCUCUCAAGAAGAGAAUGAAAUCAAAGAAACUGAGAAAAAAGAGAAGGAAGAGUCUUCCACUCGAGAGGAGAAUGUAAUCAAAGAAACUGUGAAACAGGAGAAUGAACAGUCAUCAUCUCAAGAGGAGAGUGCAAUAAAAAAAACUGAGAAAAAAGAGAAAGAAGAGACUUUGUCCCAAGAGGAGAAUGAGAACAAAGAAACCAAAGAAAAGUCUUCAGAAUCUAAGGAAGAGGAAAUCACCAACAGUGAGAAGAAAAUUGAACAGGUUGAAUCUACUGAUUCUUCAAACACACAGGAGAAGAGUGACGAACAAAAAAAUGAUGAAAGCAAAAGUGAAUCCGGUAAUGGAAAUGACAAUUCAGAUUCUGAUAAGAAAGAAACAAAGGAUGAUACUUCAAAAACAGAGUCAGCGAAAGAGGAAAACAACAAAAAUGGUGAAACAGAGGAAAUCCAUAACAAUCAAGAACAGACAAAGUCUAGUGUGGAUGAUAGUCUCCAUCAACUUCAAGAGGUCAAGGAUGCUCGAACUGAUCUCGAAACUCUUUCCAAAUCAAGCAACAGAUUAACCAGCAACAUAGUUGCAGCUGAGUGAUGUUUCUUAAAGAAAUGAAGUUGUUAUGUUUUAUAUGCAUAUUCUAUACUUUUCAUCAUAUGACCGGGCCUUCAAGUCCCAAUCAGUAGUAUUGAGUUUUUGAUAGUAAUCAAUACAUACUCUUUAAAUCUAGUUCUGAGAAGUUUCCAUUUUUA